AUGGAGGCAGAGGAGCCCCAGCACGGAGCCUUGACUCCCAUCCCUGCCGGAGCGGAAUUCCCUGUUAUCCGGGCAGCUCCCAUGAGGAGCAGCCAGACCCCUGCCUUGGAGCCUGCAGCCGAAGAGGGCGAGGACCCAGGGUGUCAGUGGGUUGAAGGCUGCACACUCUUGGAGACCCAGCAGAGACACGUGAGGGAUGCGAAUGACCAUGCAGCUGAGAGCAUGACCUCUCUCCACAACGAAGCCUCUCCAGAGGUGGAGACUGACCAGGAAACCCUGACAGCUGAGGCCUGUAAUGAUACCCCCUCAUGCCAGGAGGCCGGGCCCUGGAGCCUGGCAGACAGACAGGCAAGGACGCCAGCUUCCCUGGAGCUCCUGGCCUGUCCUGACCAAGGUGACUGUCUGGACACGGCCUCGUUAUCCAGGGACCUGGGCAGCAGCGUGGAGAUAGACUUUAAACCAGAACUCACGUCUUUGAUAUUGGAAACGGGACAAGCAGAAGGGAAGGAGGAAACAUCCUCCGACACCUAUGCCCAGACCAGACGCGGGCCUUCUUGUGAUGACAAUCACCCGGCUGAGACCAGGCGGCCCAUGGAGGACUCGGAGUGUGGACCUGCCAGGCAGGAAAGUCCAGGCCUCGUGUGUCUCCAGGGAACUGAGGGGCUGGAGGAAGGGGGACCUCAGGGAGAGGCUGCUGGCUCUGCUGGGCUUUCCGGGGCUCCAGAGCAGAUAGGAGAGCAGGUUAAAGGUGCAGAGGAAGAAGGGAGAGAGAAACAGCAGCAGAUUCAAAAUGACAUGGUACUCGCAGGUCAAGGAGAAAGAGAGGGGUGUUGCCGUGGGGAGUUGGGGGAUCUGAGUUAUGGGGAGUGGGACUGGAGGGCUUGGAGCCACGGGGAUCCAGAAAAAGGGGAGCAGAAGGGGAGGGAGUUAACAGGGCCAGAGGAGAAUGAGGUGGGUGCUCAGGAUGGGGAGAAUCGAAGCUCAGCAAGUAAGUCAGAGAAAGGACGUGGAAAGCCGGAAGAUCCAGGUGCACAGCGGGAAGCCAAGGCAGCAGAGGGGCAGGAGGAGGAAGUGGGGUCACCGGAGGAGGAACCAGGGGGCGGGGAGGGGGAUACACCGGGGGGAGGAGGAGAAGAGAGCUGCAUAGGACAAGGAGAGCCUGAGGGUCCCCCUGCGCUGGCUCUGGUCGCCCCUGAGGUCUCUCCUCUCUGUGGCCUGUCUCUAGAGACCUCUUCCCCCCCGACCAGGAUCCUGGGGACUCAGACAGAGCCUGGAGCCGAGGUUCCAUCCCCCGUCGCUCCGAGUCCUGCCCCAGAACCCACAGGAUGCUCCCACCAGCCCUUUUCUUUACCUGGUUCCUGUCCUGCCGAGGAGUCCCCAGACCCAGAAACUGCUCAUCGCCACCAGCAAGAGGGCUCUGAGUUGGGGCAGGAGACCACAUGUGGUGGGGGGGCGGAGGAAGUCUCUGCCUACAGUCUCUCCGCGACCCCUCCAAGGAGCCCAGAGGCAGCUACACCCGGUCCCCCUGAAGGGCCCCCUGGCACAGCUGCCACACCGCCGGCCCGUUCCCUGGCUGCCUCUCCCAGGAGGGAGCCUCCUGUCCUUGCCAGUUCUCCAGAAACCUCCAGAGCCUCUCCCCUGACCGACAGUCCAUCUCCCUGUGGGGCUCCUAAGACCCCCCCAGCAGCCCGCUACGGCUUCCCCUUGGCGGGCUGGGCUAGCCCCCCAGGGUCCCUGGGCAGCCCCACCGGAGCGGUCCAGCCCAUGAGGAGCAACUCCUUCCCCGGGUCUCACGGGACAGAGCCAGCCCCGCACCUGGUGGGAAUAUCCCUGUCCUCCUCCCACUCAGAGUUGCCCCAGAGACCUCCCAAACCUGUCAUCUAUGGCUCUGUGCUCCCAAGAAGGGGCAGGAGAACUGUAAGGGACUGUGCCAUCAUUCCCGAAGCCUCGAGUUCCCCACCCGCUCCGGGGCAGGAUUUUGGAGAACCGGCUUCAAAUCCAGCCACGGCCGGCAGCCCCCCCGACAGUCAGCCGUGGGGCCCCACGAAGCACUGGGCCUUUGCCCCCGGGUCUCCUGCCUGCAGCUCCUCCCCAGCCCCUGGCACCCCCAUAGACCUGAUGAUCCAUGAACCUCCACCCCUGCCUCCCCCGGAGAGGAGGCACGUCCAGCCCUCCACGGUGGAGCGAGAUGGCCAUCCCCCUACGGUGGUCCCCAUGCUAAAGCGGUACAGCCAUCCUCCACCACUCACCCUGGGUCCGGGGCCCCACGGCCCCCCCAGGGCCCCCCCAGCCCACAUUCCCAACCCCGUGGUGGCAAGGGAGCACCGACCGCUGCCCUCCACGCCAGAUGCGCCACUCCACACUCAGCACUCUGUCUCUCCCAGGCAGAGAUACAACAAGCCAUUACCCCCCACCCCCCACGCCCCCCAGCCCCACCACCCCCUUGUCUUGUCGAGCAUCUCAAGGAUCUACAAGCCUCUCCCUCCUGUCCCCAUCCUGGAUCCUCCUACUGAACCGCCCCCUCUGCCCCCAAAGUCCAAGGGGAGGGGCAGGAGCUCACAGGGAGGACUCGUGAACUCAGGGGAUCAAGGCAGGCCGAGGCCUGAUUGUCAAGAGUGGACCGUCUCCACCCCGCCUUCUGCAGGACGGGUCUCCUGGCCUCCAGCCACAGGCCGGUCAACCCACCCUUUGGCUUCCGUCGGCAGGUGUAAGAGUGAUGCACCCCCGGGCCUCGCUUUCAGUAACAUGACGGCCCUUCUACACCCAUCUUCCCCAACCACCCCAUGGACUCCAGAGGUCCAGCAACCCACCUCUGAACCCGGGCUCUCAGAAGAGUCUGAAGCCCCUGCCAGAGGGUCUUGGAGAAGAACAGCCCCCCAGGAAGGAAGCAAUGGCCUGAGGAAGUCAGAGGUAGGCCCAGCGAGGCAGCCGGAGAAAUCGGGCCACAUCCCCCUGGAGAAGGCAUCGAGCUGGCCCCAUCGACGGGAGCCGAGAAGGCCAGCGGAGGACGGCAGUGAGGCGGUGGCGGUCCCCGGUGAGGGGUCGAGUAAGCACAAGGACUGGCACCGGCAGGGCCUGCGAAGACCCUCCAUCCUCCCCGAGAGCCCUGUAGACACAAGAGGUCCCGCCAUGGAAGGAUCCCCUGGCCUGUUGGAUGCCAUUGUUUUCCGGGAGAAAAAGCCAAAGGAGGUGAUGGGAAACUUUUCAAGACGGUGCUCCAAGCUCAUCAACUCCUCCCAGCUGCUUUACCAGGAGUACAGUGAUGUGUUUCUGAACAAGGAGAUUCAGAGCCAGCAGCGGUUGGACAGCCUGACGGAGGCACCGGGGCCCAUCUCGCCCCGGCAGCCCCGAAAGGCCCUGGUCUCCUCGGAGUCCUACCUGCAUCGCCUCUCCAUGGCCUCCAGUGGCUCGCUGUGGCAGGAGAUCCCCGUGGUGCGCAACAGCACCGUGCUGCUCUCCAUGACCCACGAAGACCAGAAGCUCCAGGAGGCCAAAUUUGAGCUGAUUGUGUCAGAGGCUUCCUACCUGCGCAGUUUGCAUAUAGCUGUGGAUCAUUUCCAACAUUCAGAGCAGCUCCGGGCCACCCUUUCCAACCAGGAUCACCAAUGGCUCUUCUCUCGUUUGCAGGAUGUGCGUGACGUCAGCACCAUGUUUCUUUCUGACCUGGAAGAGAACUUUGAGAACAACAUCUUCACCUUCCAAGUGUGUGAUGUGGUCCUGAACCACGCCCCCAACUUCCGCCGGGUCUACCUGCCUUACGUCACCAACCAGACCUACCAGGAACGCACCUUCCAAAGCCUGCUGAACAGCAACAGCAGUUUCCGAGAGGUCCUGGAGAAGCUGGAGAGCGCCCCCAUCUGCCAGCGCCUUUCCCUCAAGUCCUUCCUGAUUCUGCCUUUCCAGCGCAUCACCCGUCUCAAGCUCCUGCUCCAGAACAUUCUGAAGAGAACACAGCCUGGCUCCGCAGAGGAAGCAGAGGCCACGAAAGCGCACCACGCCCUGGAGGAGCUGAUCCGAGACUGCAAUAACAACGUCCAGAGGAUGCGACGGACAGAGGAGCUGAUCUACCUGAGCCAGAAGAUUGAGUUUGAGUGCAAAAUAUUCCCGCUCAUUUCACAGUCACGCUGGCUGGUGAAGAGUGGGGAGCUGACAGCCCUGGAGUUCAGCGUCUCCCAGGCUCUGCGGAGGAAGCUGACCACUCGCCCAGUGCACCUGCACCUCUUCAACGACUGUCUGUUGCUGUCUCGGCCCCGAGAGGGUAGCCGAUUCCUGGUAUUCGACCAUGCUCCCUUCUCUGCCGUCCGUGGGGAAAAGUGUGAAAUGAAGCUGCAUGGAGCUCACAAAAACGUCUUCCGACUCUUCCUGCGGCACAACGCCCAGGGCUCCCAGGCCGAGUUCCUCCUCCGCACAGAGACCCAAAGUGAAAAGCUUCGCUGGAUCUCAGCCUUGGCUAUGCCGAGGGAGGAGUUGGACCUUCUGGAGUGUUACGACUCCCCACAAGUGCAGUGCCUUCGAGCCUACAAACCCCGAGAGAAUGACGAGUUGGCGCUCGAGAAGGCGGACGUGGUGAUGGUGACCCAGCAGAGCAGCGAUGGCUGGCUGGAAGGCGUGAGACUGUCUGAUGGGGAGCAAGGCUGGUUCCCUCUACAACAAGUGGAGUUCAUCUCUAACCCAGAGGUCCGUGCACGGAACCUGAAGGAAGCCCACCGAGUCAAGACUGCCAAGCUACAGCUGGUGGAGCAGCAGGCCUAG
Budorcas taxicolor (takin) is the source of this 4752-nucleotide messenger RNA. It is a transcript of the gene ARHGEF5, whose product is annotated as Rho guanine nucleotide exchange factor 5. Gene Ontology annotation, biological process: intracellular signal transduction; activation of GTPase activity. The transcript has 14 exons. Gene Ontology annotation, molecular function: guanyl-nucleotide exchange factor activity; protein binding. The coding region runs from base 1 to 4752 and encodes 1583 amino acids. NCBI's taxonomy places the organism in Eukaryota, Metazoa, Chordata, Mammalia, Artiodactyla, Bovidae. The record is from RefSeq and is a predicted model, not a curated record. Gene Ontology annotation, cellular component: cytoplasm; nucleus.